Molecule: messenger RNA, 1488 nt
Organism: Malassezia globosa CBS 7966
Lineage: Eukaryota; Fungi; Basidiomycota; Malasseziomycetes; Malasseziales; Malasseziaceae
Exons: 2
Coding region: 1-1488 (495 amino acids)
Biological process (GO): ATP metabolic process; vacuolar acidification; proton transmembrane transport
Cellular component (GO): proton-transporting V-type ATPase, V1 domain
Molecular function (GO): proton-transporting ATPase activity, rotational mechanism; ATP binding
Source: RefSeq, a predicted model, not a curated record
AUGGCGGACGCGCGUCUGUCGGACAAGGAGCUCUUUGAGCUGAAUGCUAAAGCUGCACCGCUCGUGAUCUUGGAAGAUGUGAAGUUCCCGUCGUAUAAUGAGAUUGUGUCGUUGACCCUGCCUGACGGCACACGCCGCGGUGGCCAAGUGCUGGAAGUGUCGGGCAACAAGGCCAUUGUACAGGUGUUUGAGGGCACGUCAGGCAUUGAUGUAAAGGACACCCAUAUCGAGCUUACAAAGUCAUCAAUGAAGCUGCCAGUGUCGGAAGACAUGUUGGGUCGUGUGUUCAACGGCUCUGGUAAGCCCGUGGACAACGGACCGCGCGUAUUUGCCGAGGACUUUCUAGAUAUCAACGGCUCUCCCAUCAAUCCCUAUGCACGUGCAUACCCUGAAGAGAUGAUUCAGACAGGUAUUUCGACAAUUGACACGAUGAAUUCCAUCGCGCGUGGUCAAAAAAUCCCAAUUUUCUCAGCUUCCGGUCUGCCCCACAACGAGAUUGCCGCUCAGAUUUGCCGACAGGCUGGCCUGGUUAAGAAGCCAGGUAAGGGCGUGCAUGACGAUCAUGAAGACAAUUUCACGAUCGUGUUUGCAGCGAUGGGUGUGAACAUGGAGACGGCGCGGUUCUUCAAGCAAGACUUUGAGGAGAACGGCUCGCUGGACCGUGUGACUCUGUUCCUAAACCUAGCAAAUGACCCGACCAUCGAGCGUAUUAUUACGCCACGUCUUGCGCUCACGACGGCCGAAUACUUUGCGUAUCAGCUUGAGAAGCAUGUCCUUGUUGUGAUGACAGACAUGACGUCGUAUGCGGAUGCGCUCCGUGAGGUGUCGGCUGCGCGUGAGGAAGUGCCAGGCCGUCGCGGUUAUCCAGGUUACAUGUACACGGACUUGGCGACGAUCUACGAGCGUGCAGGUCGUGUCGAGGGCCGCAAUGGUUCGAUCACACAAAUUCCCAUUUUGACCAUGCCAAACGACGACAUGACGCAUCCCAUCCCCGACUUGACGGGCUAUAUUACUGAGGGCCAGAUCUAUGUGGACCGCCAUCUGCACAACCGCCAGGUGUACCCGCCGAUCAAUGUGUUGCCUUCGCUUUCACGACUGAUGAAGAGCGCCAUUGGCGCAAAGCACACGCGUGUGGACCAUGGCGAUGUGUCAAAUCAGAUGUAUGCGGCCUAUGCGACGGGACGCGAUGCAGCGUCUAUGAAGGCGGUCGUCGGUGAAGAUGCUUUGAGCAACGAGGAUAAGCUUACCCUUGAGUUCAUGGAGCGUUUCGAAAAGGAAUUUGUUGCACAGGGUGCAUAUGAGACGCGCACCAUCUUUGACUCGCUUGAUAUUGGCUGGUCUCUUUUGCGUAUUAUGCCGAAGGAGAUGCUGAACCGAAUCAGUCCGAAGAUUAUCAAGGAGUUCUACUCGCGCAAAGCGAAGCACACGGACGAGACAGAGUCCAGUGCGAAACAAAGCGACUCGAAUGCAGCAUCGGCGGACAAGUAA